Molecule: messenger RNA, 4380 nt
Organism: Sphaeramia orbicularis (orbiculate cardinalfish)
Lineage: Eukaryota; Metazoa; Chordata; Actinopteri; Kurtiformes; Apogonidae
Gene: pfas
Product: phosphoribosylformylglycinamidine synthase
Exons: 28
Coding region: 139-4089 (1316 amino acids)
Biological process (GO): 'de novo' IMP biosynthetic process
Cellular component (GO): cytoplasm
Molecular function (GO): phosphoribosylformylglycinamidine synthase activity
Source: RefSeq, a predicted model, not a curated record
UCCAUCCUGUCAGCCCACAGACCUCCUCCAACUCAAACCACUUCACCUUCAUUCAAGAAGAGCAGGAUCUCCUCCGGGACUCCAGGGGUUAAACUUUUACCAGACUCAAAAACGAGAAGUGCUCAAACUGCUGCACUCAUGGCUGUAGUGAGGUUCUACAGUAAUGAAGCUGUGAAGGGACGGGCCUUACAGAGGGCAGCCAAGCUUUACCCCCACCUGUCAAUCACUACAGAGCUGUGCUACAAUGUGGAGCUGACAGGCUGUGAGAGUGUCAGUGCGGAGCAGAGGGAGGUUCUCCUCUGGUUGUUUCGUCCUCCCCUGCAGGCAGAACCGCUGUCUGAAAAGCCAAACCUGACAGAGGGCAGCGGGGAGAAACUGGUGGAGAUCGGGCCCAGAUUAAAUUUCUCCACCGCCUGGUCCACUAAUGCUGUGUCCAUCUGCCAGAGCGCCGGACUCACUAAUGUCACACGGGUCGAACUGUCUCGCAGGUUUCUAAUCAAGCCUGUUAAUGGUGACGGCCUGGACAAGCUCAACGGAGAUGUAAAGAAUCUGACUGAUUGUUUGUACGACAAUAUGACAGAGUGUAUUUAUCAGCGUCCAAUCACAUCCUUCUCUGUGGAGGCCAAACCACAGCAGGUAUUUGAAGUGGACAUCUUGGGAAAGGGUCGUGCAGCUUUAGAGGAGGUCAACGAUAAUCUAGGCCUGGCCUUUGAUUCCUGGGAUCUGGACUACUACACAUCCAUGUUCCAGCGUGUUAACAGGAACCCAACCAGUGUGGAGUGUUUUGACCUGGCCCAGUCCAACAGUGAGCACAGCCGUCACUGGUUCUUUCGGGGUCGGAUGCUGAUCGAUGGGCAGGAGCAGACGCAGACUCUUUUCAGCCUCAUAAUGGACACCCAGCGGCACAGCAACCAGAACAACGUCAUUAAGUUCUGUGACAACAGCAGUGGUAUCAAAGGCAUGGACGUGGACUGUCUGUACCCCAAAGACCCGUCCCAGCCCAGUCCAUAUGAGACUCGACCCUCACUGAGACAUGUGAUCUUCACUGCAGAGACACACAACUUCCCCACAGGUGUAGCUCCGUUCAGUGGCGCUACCACAGGGACAGGAGGUCGCAUCCGGGACGUUCAGAGCGCUGGACAAGGAGGUCAUGUCAUUGCAGGCACUGCGGGAUACUGCUUUGGGAACUUGCACAUACCAGGUUACAGUCUCCCCUGGGAGUCUCAAGGAGAAGGCUGGGAGUAUCCCUCCAGCUUUGCACCGCCGCUGCAGGUGGCCAUCGAGGCCAGCGACGGAGCCUCCGACUACGGCAACAAGUUUGGAGAACCGGUCCUAUCAGGUUUUGCCCGUUCCUUUGGCAUGAGGCUGUCCAACGGAGAGAGGCGAGAGUGGAUUAAGCCCAUCAUGUUCAGUGGUGGACUUGGUUCUAUUGACAACAAACAUUUGAAGAAGGAACAGGCAGAACCUGAAAUGGAAGUGGUGAAGAUCGGAGGGCCGGUAUACAGGAUUGGUGUGGGAGGAGGGGCGGCCUCCUCUGUGCAAGUCCAGGGCGACAACUGCAGCGACAGGGAUCUGGGUGCCGUGCAGAGGGGAGACGCUGAGAUGGAGCAGAAGAUGAACCGUGCUCUCAGGGCCUGUCUGGAGAGAAGUGAAGGGAACCCAAUCUGCAGUAUACAUGACCAGGGGGCAGGAGGAAAUGGUAAUGUGCUUAAGGAGCUCAGUGAGCCAGCAGGAGCUGUGAUAUACUGCAGUAGAUUCAAGAAAGGUGACCCCACGCUGAGUGUGUUGGAGCUGUGGGGGGCUGAGUAUCAGGAGAGCAAUGCAUUGCUGCUCCGCACAUCAGACAAGCCCUUCCUGGAGAGGGUCUGUCAGAGGGAGAAGUGUCCUGUCGACUUUGUGGGAAACAUCACUGGAGAUGGCAAGAUGGUUCUGGUGGACGAUGUUGGCGCAGUCAAUGGUGACCAGGCCAACGGUGAGCGCUGCCCAGUUGACCUGCAGCUGGAAUGGGUUCUGGGGAAGAUGCCUCAGAAGGAGUUUAAGAUGGAGCGCCUGACUCCAACUCUUCAGCCGCUGGUUCUUCCUGCCGGGCUGACCGUCAAAGAGGCUCUGGAUAGAGUUUUACGUCUGCCCGCUGUGGCAUCUAAACGCUACCUGACCAACAAGGUGGACCGGUCUGUGACUGGGCUGGUUGCCCAGCAACAGUGCGUCGGCCCUCUUCACACCCCACUGGCCGACGUGGCUGUUGUUGCUCUGUCACCAUUCACCCUCGAGGGAGCAGCGACAGCGAUCGGAGAGCAGCCAAUUAAAGGCCUCGUGCAUCCUGCAGCUGGGGCUCGCAUGGCUGUGGGAGAAGCUCUGACCAAUCUGGUGUUCGCCAGAGUCACAGCUUUGAAGGAUGUGAAGUGCAGUGGUAACUGGAUGUGGGCUGCCAAGCUGCCUGGGGAGGGAGCGUGCCUGUGGGACGCCUGCACCGCCAUGUGUGAGGUUAUGGGUCAUCUGGGAGUAGCCAUCGAUGGGGGCAAGGACUCUCUGAGUAUGGCUGCCAGAGUGGGAAAAGAGACGGUCAAAGCUCCAGGUGCUCUGGUUAUUUCAGCAUAUGCUGUUUGUCCUGACAUCACUGCUACUGUGACGCCUGAUCUUGAAGAUCCAGAUGGCAAAGGCGUCUUGUUGUGGGUUCCCCUCAGUCCAGGACAUCAUCGUCUGGGAGGUUCUGCCUUGGCUCAGUGCUUCAGUCAGCUGGGAGACUGCUCUCCUGACCUGGACCAGCCAGAACUACUGACUGCCUGCUUCAACACCACACAAACGCUCAUACACGACCAUCUUCUGAGUGCAGGACAUGACAUCAGUGACGGAGGCGUCAUUUCCUGCUUGUUGGAGAUGGCAUUUGCUGGAAACCGUGGCAUUGAUGUUGAGUUAUCAUCACAAGGUGCCGGAGUCAUGGAGCUGCUGUUCAGUGAGGAGCUGGGUUUGGUUCUCGAGGUGUCACAGUCUGACAUGGAAAUGGUGCAUCAGCGAUACAGUGAUGCAGGCGUGCAGUGUCAUUAUAUCGGCAGAACCCACGGCUUCGGACCAGAGGCUAUGGUCAGAGUUUGUGUGGAUGGACAGGAGGUACUGAGGGAACCCUUGCCUGAUCUCAGAGCAGUAUGGGAGGAUACCAGCUUCAGGCUGGAGUGUCUCCAGGCCAAUGAGCUCUGUGUAAAACAGGAAGAGGAAGGACUUGCCAAGAGGACGCAGCCCUACUUCAAACUGACCUUUGACCCUAAUGACACGCCUAACAUCACUGCAGGGCUGCCUCGGGUGGCGGUGGUCCGAGAGGAGGGCAGCAACGGAGACAGAGAGAUGUCAGUCUCUCUCUAUAUGGCAGGGUUUGAGGUGUGGGACGUCACGAUGCAGGACCUGUGCUCGGGCUCUUUAACCCUGGACCGUUUUAAAGCCGUGGUCUUUGUCGGUGGAUUCAGCUACGCAGACGUCCUGGGAUCAGCCAAAGGCUGGGCUGCUACCGUCACCUACAACCCAAAGGCCAAGGCUGAAUUCGAUCGCUUCCGGCAGCGGAACGACACACUUAGUCUAGGUGUGUGUAACGGCUGUCAGCUGCUGGCCCUGCUGGGCUGGGUGGGAGAAGCUGGGAACAGAACAGAGUCUGAUGUAGUGCUGACCCAUAAUAAGUCCGGCAGGUUUGAGUCCCGGUUUGUCAGCGUUGGAAUCCAGGAGUCACCGUCCAUCUGGCUCAGAGGCAUGGAGGGCUCAGCUCUGGGAGUGUGGGUCGCACACGGGGAAGGUCUGAUGCAAUUCUCUAGCUCCCAAGCCCAGGACCAGAUUAUUUCUGGUGGUCUCGCCCCCCUUCGUUACCUGGACGACCAAGGUCACCCCACUGAAGAGUACCCUCUGAACCCCAACGGUUCCCCACAGGGCAUAGCAGGACUCUGCUCCGCAGAUGGCAAACACCUGGCCAUGAUGCCUCACCCGGAGCGCUGCACCCUGAGCUGGCAGUGGCCCUGGGCCCCGAGAGACUUCAGACCUUCUCUCGAACCGUCACCCUGGCUUCGUAUGUUCAAGAAUGCAGCUGCCUGGUGCAGCAGCACAGAGUGAUGAUGCGUAAUGCACGUUUCUACUGUUAACUUUUAUCAUUGUCUGCUUGGGGUAUGCCUCAACUCAAGCUAACAUGCAUGUUUACACGUCCCAAUCCUCUAACACAUUUCUGUAUUUCCACGGUACGUACAAAAAUUUAGAGAGCUGUUCUGUAUUUCUUCAGUGUGCUGAUGUUAUCAGUAUUGUCUUAAAAUGAAAACGGUAAUUGCUUCUCUGUGUAUGACUGGCAUAAUAAGAUGUGUUGCUCCAAUGCUGAGCUCUGCUGAAACUUUAUACAUUAAAUGAAUUACU